This is a messenger RNA of Drosophila teissieri, 1182 nucleotides long. Its product is annotated as putative odorant receptor 69a. Gene Ontology annotation, biological process: sensory perception of smell; detection of chemical stimulus involved in sensory perception of smell. Gene Ontology annotation, cellular component: plasma membrane. Lineage: Eukaryota; Metazoa; Arthropoda; Insecta; Diptera; Drosophilidae. The record is from RefSeq and is a predicted model, not a curated record. The coding region runs from base 1 to 1182 and encodes 393 amino acids. Gene Ontology annotation, molecular function: olfactory receptor activity; odorant binding. The transcript has 3 exons.
AUGCAGUUGGAGGACUUUAUGCGGUACCAGGACCUCGUGUGUCAAGCUGCCCAACUUCCCAGAUACUGGUGGAAUGGCAGACGAUCCUUGGAAGUCAAACCGAACUUGGCCAAACGCAUUAUCUUCUGGAUUGGGGCCAUAAAUUUGCUGUAUCACAAUUUUGGAUGCGUGAUGUUCGGAUAUUUCGUUGACUGCAGAAAAGAAGAUUCGAUUGAGUACUUAGCAGAACUGGCAUCUGUGGGCAGCAUGCUUGGAUUUACCAUUGUGGGCAGCCUCAACUUGUGGAAGAUGCUCAGCCUUAAGUCCCAUUUUGAGAACCUACUGAAUGAAUUCGAGGAAUUAUUUCAAUUAACCAAACACGGGUCGUAUCGCACACAGCACUAUCACGAGGAGUAUACGCGUCAUAUAAGAAAUGCGGUAGUUUUCCAUAGCACUGCUGUUGUCUACUACAACUCACUACCCGUUGUACUCUUGAUUCGAGAACAUUUGUCGAACCCACAGCAGAUGAACUAUAGGAUUCAGAGUAGCACCUGGUAUCCCUGGCCGAUUCAGGGAUCAAUUCCUGGAUUUAUUGUUGCGGUCGUCUGUCAAAUGUCUUCGUGCAUUAUCAAUAUGUGCGUCAACAUGUUUAUCCCGUUUCUGGUCAACUUUUUUGGUAUCCAGCUAGAAAUUCACUUCGAUGGUUUGGCCCGGCAGCUGGAGACCCUCGAUGCCCGUCAUCCCAAUGCCAAGGAUCAGUUAAAGUAUCUGAUAGUUUAUCAUACAAAAUUGCUGAAUCUGGCGGAGAGAGUGAAUCGAUCCUUUAACUUCACGUUUUUCAUAAGUCUCUCGGUAUCGAUGAUAUCCACAUGUUUCCUGGCUAUUUCCAUGACCAUGUUCGACAUUGGCACGUCCCUAAAACAUUUGCUCGGAAUUUUACUAUUCAUCAUAUACAAUUUUUUAAUGUGCCGCAGUGGUACGCACUUGAUUUUAAAGAGUGGCAAAGUAUUGCCGGCAGCCUUUUAUAACAAUUGGUAUGAGGGCGAUCUUGCUUAUCGAAGGAUGCUUCUCAUCCUGAUGAUGCGUGCUACAAAACCUUAUAUGUGGAGAACCUACAAGCUGGCACCAGUAUCCAUUACUACCUAUAUGGCAACUUUGAAGUUUUCAUAUCAAAUGUUUACCUGUGUGCGCUCCUUGAAAUAA